Messenger RNA from Bombyx mori (domestic silkworm), 4125 nucleotides. RefSeq names its product neuronal membrane glycoprotein M6-b (gene M6). Gene Ontology annotation, cellular component: plasma membrane. The record is from RefSeq and is a predicted model, not a curated record. The coding region runs from base 1730 to 2479 and encodes 249 amino acids. Gene Ontology annotation, biological process: neuron projection development. NCBI's taxonomy places the organism in Eukaryota, Metazoa, Arthropoda, Insecta, Lepidoptera, Bombycidae. The transcript has a single exon.
CACAUGAUGUGUCACACACAUGACCAGCGUUGCCAACUCGAAAUUCGUCAAGGUGGGAGAUAGGUUUCUACAAGCUGGAAGUUUCCAACAAACCCUACUAUGAAAAGUUGGUAGAUCUACCACCCAUACUUUUCAAGUCUUUUAGAGACCCUCCAAUAAGAAUCUGGCAUCCUUAAUUUACUUUUCGAUUGGAUAAGACAUAUUUGAACUAUUUUUAUUAGAAAUCCAAUGAUAAAACAGAAUUACAGGCCACUAAUAUUCAAAAUAUUAAUAGAAAAUAGUGAUAAUUGAAAAGAAUAAUAAAAAAUGUGUGCGUGUACUAGUGUACACACGUAAGAAGUGAAACUUAUUUAUGGCCUUAUUUUUCGAAAAAUGAUCUACAUGCAACUUUCUAGAAAUUGGUUAAAUAAAGUUAAAUUAGAUAAAGUUUAAACAAAAGGAUUUUAUUAUCAUAGACAUGAAUACAAAAAAGAUGGCGCGUAACGGAAAAAUGUGACGCGUAACCGAAAAACGUGACGGUAAAUUUUUUUCCAACGCCGAUAAGGAAGUUUCACUUCAAUAAUAAAAAAAAUGUUUCAUUAUUAUUUUCAUGGAGGUUUGAUUUGAACUUUUUGAAAACUUCAAAAGUUGGUAGAUUUUUGCUACAAAGUGGUAGGUUUGAUUACGACACUAAAAGUUGGUAGAGUUGGCAGCACUGCAUGUCACACAUCACAAAUUUCAUUAUACAAUUCUUCGCUUUGUUCGUCCAUUAUUUAGACACAGAAAAUGCAGCCCAUACUGCCAAAUAUUUUAUAACAUAAGUCGAAGUCAUGACUUUUGUAUGCGAUGUGAAUGAUCUUUGGACAUUAAAACAAAUUCAAAAUCAGAACGGAAUAAUAUGAAAUUAAUUAGGUAAGGUAAAGUAACAUUGUCGGUCUUGGAAAAAAUGAUGAGGGUGAAUGAACGUAUUAAAAAUCCAAGAAGCCACAUCAAGCGAUUUGGUUUGAUUUUCCCAGCUUGUGCAGCUUAUAGAUGCUAGUGAUUAAUAAGGGCUUAUAUUUAAACCUUACCUUACAUUUAAACCUUGAAAAAGAAACACUGAAUAUCAAAAUAGUUAUCUUCUAUAAUUAGACAAGUAAAUAGAACAUACUCUGCUUAUAGGUAAUUUUUAUAAAAGCCGAGUAGAUCUGAGAAACAAAAAUGAUAAUUAUGAUGUGGUUUUCAAUAAAAAGAUGCGAUGCGAUGCGAUUGCGAUUUAAAGACUAAAUAAAAUAGAUCAGAAUUUAUAGAAUAUAUUAAAUUAAAUGAAACGAGAUGAGGUAUCAUUAAAUAUUCUCAGUGAAAUGACGGUUAUUUAUUGACACAUUUUCAAUGGACUUUUUAGAAGAUCCCGACAAGCUACAUGGGAAAAACUGCGGCUUGAUUCAUUUCCCUAAUUAGUCUAUUUUUACAGAUGCUAAACAGUUAAUAAGCCGUCGUUAUUACACUAAUUAUGAAAAAUAAAAUAAUUCUCAUAUUGCCAGAAAAUUUCAGCAAUUUUUAUUUAUUUUGUUCUGUUAAUAUGUGUACACUCAACUUUUGUUCGGUCGUUGGUUUGUUCGCCUUCGUCAUCUUGACCAUAGACAAUAAGAAUCUUGAAUCUUGACAUCAGUGAACUCAAAAACAUUAAAUAGUUUUUUGUUCAGUGUUUAAUUGUGUAUCUUCGGACCAAAAGUUUUGAUUCUAAAAGUAAAUAAGAAUUAACAAAAUAAUGGGGGACGCGUGUCAAGCUUGUCUAACACGGGUGCCACAUGCAACCCUUAUCGCUACAAUAAUGUGUUGUCUAGGCGUGGGUGUGUUUUGUGGGACCAUGUACCGUGGAUCUGCACUCUCCAUCCUUAUGUUCGACGAAGUAUUCCACUUUCGAUUGAUUUGGAUUGAAGCCCUGCAGAUGAUAUUCAUUGUGGGAAGUGCAUGCAUGGCAGCACUAGGAUUUAUGUUACUUUGUCUAGGCUGUUUGACUACAGGUGCAACUCGCCAGAAAGUUUAUCGGGCGUGGAGAGCUCGGGUCGGUGGGAGAAUAUCGUGUGCCGUUUUUAUGAUCAUAACAUAUAUUUUGACCUUUGUUUGGAUAGUGUUGCUAGGAUUUCUAGUAAUAACAACAUUUUUGUUCACAAUAUUCUGGAAAUUAUGUUCAAAACCAGAAAAUAUUGUAUCAUCAACUUGUAUAGAUUUCACUCAAUUCGACUUCAUGUUUCCUUCAACGGUGAAGCAAGAAGACAUGAAAAUAUGCGAACCACACAAAAUAAAACUUUUUUGCAAAGAUUACGUUGAAAAAGCAGAAUUUAUGUUUAUCCUUGCAAUGGUGUCAUGUAUCUUAGUCAUAUUGAGUUUAGUGCAUUAUUUGAUGUGCUUAUCAGCUAAUUAUGCACAUAUCCGUGAUCAUGAAAAGUUCCAGGAACUUCAAGAGCUACAGUACUUGACCAACCCAGACUUGCAUGCCUCUAAAGACCGUUUCUAGUAUAUGGCCCGCGCACCAUUGCUGCGCUCACUAGAAGCUACCACAAAAAUGUGACACGGUUAAACAGAACCCAACAAUUAAAUUCAACAAGUGUUCAUUAUUCAGUGAACAAAAGACUGACUAUCAGUGAAUUAUGUGUAGAAAAUAAGAGAAAGAAAAAUGUAAACAUAUCACGGCUGAUAAAUAUAAAAAAUAAUAGUUUUAGUUUUGUAUUUUGUUACUUCUAACAUUCCUUUGGUUGUUUAAUUGAAUUUUUAUGAAUUUUUAUGAUUUUCCAUUCUAUUAUUGUUGUUUGUAUGGCAUAAGACAUAAAAUAUGUGUACUUAAUGUCUAUAUUAUCUAAUAUAGUUUAAAUUGAGUAUAUUGCAUUUUAUCAUAGAACUUAGUACAAAUAUUACUAGCUACAUUACUUAGUACAAUUUUUAUGGGCUCCGGUAACCAGUUAACACCAGGUGGGCUGUGAGCUCGUCCAACCACCUAAGCAAUAAAAAAACAAAUAACAGUAUAUUGAAUGGAAUGUAUUAUUAUUUAAGAUGAUCAAAAUUGUCAAUUCAACUUUAUAGUCUACUAUGUAUGUUGAGCAACAGUAGUUUAGACUGAACUGACUUCCCAUAGAUUAGACUGAACUGACUUCCCUCUAUUCUUUUUUAUGUCAAUUGAAAUAAACAUUAUAUCCAUAAGAUGGAGUAAACCUAUUAGCAGUUCAUUAACAUUGUAGAUUUCAUUUCAAUUUCAAAUUGCUGCUUUUGGGCCUGUAUCGUACUGUAUCAUACAGACCCAAAAGAUACAUACAGUAAACCUAUCACAAAAUAUGUAAAGGUGAUUUUAGAUGAUUGCCAUUAUAAUUUUAAUAACAGUUGUUCAGAUACUUCGUUAAUAAUGAUAAAAUUUUCAGAAGUACAAAAUAUUUUUAUAUCAACAGUCCACUAUGGUAAGGGAAUGUGUGUUAGAUUAUAAUAAUGUAGCGUUCUAGAUUUAAUAGUAUUAAAGUGAAAGUUUUCAUAAUUUGUUACUGCUGCAUUUUGAAUACGUAACUCAAUUUUUAAUCAAAUUUUAUCCCACCACAUAUUUUUCUAUUAAACCUUGCAAAUUUGCACAAUUUUUAUUAAUGUAUAAUAAUAAUUUAAGAAGCUUUUUUAUGCUUAUUUGUAAGUUCUACAGCUGUUUAUGGCAACUAAAAUUUUGUUACAUUUAUAUAAAUAAAAUAAGUUUAUCUAUUUUAUAUAUAAGUUUUUUCAAUGACUUGUUUCAACCCAGAAUAGCAUUACCUUUUUUUUUUUUUUAUUGCCUUUGUAGGCAAACGGGCAUACGGCCCACCUGAUGGUGAGUAGUUACCGUCGCCCAUGGACUUCAGCAAUGCCAGGAGCAGAGCCAAGCCGCUGCCUACCGUACCUCAUUGCCCUUUGUUAUUUCAAUUAUGUACUGUAAAUAAAUAUAAAGACAAUCAAAAUGAUUCGAAGUAAUCAAAGCAGACAAUAACAAAUGUUUAAAAUACCUAUGAUUCCAAAUGAUAAAUAAAAUUUGGGUCACUUUAUAUUAUAUUAUAUAAUUACUUAUUUACUGUGGCUUUUGUAAUUUGUACCAUGAGCAGCAUUAUGUAUGUUAUAGUUAAAAGUUAUCUGUAAUAAACAAUUGUAUACAAAUAA